Messenger RNA from Microtus ochrogaster (prairie vole), 1305 nucleotides. It is a transcript of the gene Commd7, whose product is annotated as COMM domain containing 7. NCBI's taxonomy places the organism in Eukaryota, Metazoa, Chordata, Mammalia, Rodentia, Cricetidae. Gene Ontology annotation, biological process: negative regulation of DNA-templated transcription; tumor necrosis factor-mediated signaling pathway. Gene Ontology annotation, molecular function: NF-kappaB binding. The record is from RefSeq and is a predicted model, not a curated record.
CUCAGUGAGGUUCCUGGAGCCCGGCGGCCGCGCGUGCGCUGUCCCGAGAACGGCGGCGGCUGGAAUUGUGGCGAAAGUGCGGCUGCUGAAGCGCAGCGACGCCGGGGAGGAGGAAGCGAGCGCCGCUACAGGGUUGAGGGGCUCCUGGCGCCAUGGGCCGCCUGCAUUGCAUGCAGGACCCGGUGCCCGAGGCCGUGCGCGGCGACAUGCAGCAGCUGAACCAGCUGGGCGCGCAGCAGUUCUCAGCUCUGACAGAAGUGCUUUUCCAUUUCCUGACGGAACCUAAAGAGGUGGAACGCUUUCUGGCUCAGCUCUCUGAAUUUGCCACUACUAACCAGAUUAGUCUUGGCCCCCUCAAAAGCAUCGUGAAAAGCCUCCUUCUGGUUCUGAAUGGUGCAUUGAAGAAGGGCCUCACUGCCGAGCAGGUGCAGGCUGAUCUCCUGACUCUAGGUCUCAGUGAGGAGAAAGGCACUUACUUUUCUGAAAAGUGGAAGCAGAACGCCUCAACCCUUGCACAGUGGGCCAUAGGUCAGACCCUGAUGAUUAACCAGCUGAUUGAUAUGGAGUGGCGAUUUGGAGUGACAUCUGGAAGCAGUGAACUAGAGAAAGUGGGAAGCAUAUUUUUACAGUUAAAGUUGGUGGUUAAGAAAGGAAAACAAGCUGAAAACGUGUACAUAGAAUUAACCUUGCCUCAGUUCUACAGUUUCCUGCAUGAGAUGGAGCGAGUCAGAGCAAGCAUGGAGUGCCUCAGCUGAUCCUGAUUCUCGUGGACUUGCUCCUGCCUCUUCCCUAAUGGCUGCUCCAGGGGUCCUACCACCUUGGGAGCCCAGGUGCAAUUUCUGAAAAAACAGGACCCUGUACUUGAGGCAUCCUGUGGGAUUCCUCUGUAAACUCAAGGGAGCCGCCACCUCCCAGCUCCUGGGAUGAGUUGUACACCUCGAUACUCCGUACCAGCUCUGACUGCUGGGAUUGUCCUUUCUUUGGGGGUAUUGUCACUUCCCAUUAAACAGCGUGAACGAGUGGUUCUUUCAGUCAGAUGGCUGAGUGCUUGUUUGUGGCGGAGGAAGAGACAGGCAGCACGGAUGGUUUGUGUGGAGAGACCCUGUCAGUUCACACUGUGUUCGGAGGGGGAGGGGCAUUACCAGCCCGUGUUUGCUGAGUCUUUUCUGGAAACAACUUAGGCGAGCCCCUGUCAGAAUUUCUGGGUUAUCCUUUUGUGUUUUGUGUUAGAAGGAGGGAGGCCUUUCAAGGCCAUCUUAGAUUAUUUUGGUUCCAACCACCUUUUGGUUAAAUGGUAAAUUAAAA